Messenger RNA from Dracunculus medinensis (Guinea worm), 330 nucleotides. NCBI's taxonomy places the organism in Eukaryota, Metazoa, Nematoda, Chromadorea, Rhabditida, Dracunculidae. The record is from the annotation of a GenBank genome assembly.
AUGGCACCACGAAAGCGGUCAACAUCGAGAACAAGUUCAAGUUCGGCAUCGAGUCGUGCAUCUCGAAGGUCGCGAUCACGAAGUCGCAGUCGUUCCAAAAGUCGUAGUCGCAGCAGAACAUAUUCACCAGAUCGCGGAAUGGAAGAAGGACGGCUUCACGUCGCUAAUAUCGAUGAAAGUAUUCGACCCAGAGAUCUUGAAGAGGCAUUUGGGCGUUACGGAAAACUGAACGAGGUUUGGGUGGCAAGUUAUCCGCCGCUUUUCGCUUUCGUCGUUUUUAAAUCAAAAACGGAUGCAAAUGAAGCUUUAAACGCACUGAACAAUACGUAA